Molecule: messenger RNA, 477 nt
Organism: Alternaria rosae
Lineage: Eukaryota; Fungi; Ascomycota; Dothideomycetes; Pleosporales; Pleosporaceae
Exons: 1
Coding region: 151-363 (70 amino acids)
Source: RefSeq, a predicted model, not a curated record
CAAUGACGCAACACCAGUCAUUCGUAUAGUAGUAUAUAGCCCCCUCACGCGCUCCGCCAACCCUUCUCAUCUACCACAUCCAAACCCCAGCAACACUUCAAUCACGAAUCAAAUCCUCAAACGCUACACACUACAAAUCCAAUCAUCGAGAUGCCCGUCCCAAUGCCAUCCACGACCUCGCAGUCCACCCCAGCGACCCAAUCUUCAGCUGCUGCGCAGGCGACGAACGACAUUCAGAACGCCGCUACACGAGCUCUAGCGAACGCGAACAACGGCGAGAAAACCGAGCAGGAGAAGGAAGCCGAGAAGAGGUACGAGGAGGCGAUGGAGGAGGAGUACGCCAAGAGGGAGGGCGGAGCUUAGGCUUCAACCCGCGGACAUACUGGUCAUAAGAGGAGGGAAGAAGAUGUCACAGGCUCAGAACGAUACCCAGAACAUAACGAAAGUCACAUCCGAAUAAUGAACAAACAUCACACA